GAGAGGAAAACUCGUUGGGUUUCUCUCUGACGUCCUCAUGAAAGCUGCUGCAACUCUGAACGCUAUCAGGACAGAGCAGACAGCUGCCAAACCCACCGACACACACACACACACACACACACACACACACACACACACACACACACACACACACACACACACACACACACACACACACACACACACACACACACACACACACACACACUCACACACACACUCAGUGUUGGACAUGAGGCGGUUCGGUGACAGUUGGGAGUAACCGGCUCUUCAUCCAGUCAGGAUGUCGGUGAAGCUGCGAUUCGACUCUCCCUCAGACGGAGGUUUGAUCCACAGGAGCCGCUCCUUCACCGGGUUCAGCUCUCUGACUGGACGACGACGGCCGUCCUCCAUUCGUAGCUCUGUCCGCUCCAAAACCACGACGGGAGGUAAAUCUCCCAGAAUGCACUUGUCUCCCAGCAGAAGGGGCGGGGCUAUCUGGUCUCUGCAGCCGGAGCAGGUGGACCAGGUUUUCAAGGCUCUACGCAAAGGACUCAAAGAAUACCUGGAGGGUCACCAGACUGAGAUGGACUUCCUGUCUUCACAGCAGAGAGAAACCAAGAGGAACUCCAGACUGGCCUUCCUGUAUGAUCUGGAGAAGGAGAUCAGAGCCUUGGAGAGAUACAUACGGAGACUAGAGUUUCAGAUCAGUAAGGUGGACGAGCUGUAUGAGACGUACUGUGUCCAGUGGAGACUCUGUCAGGGAGCCGUGAACAUGAAGAGAGCGUUCUCUCUGUCUCCGUCCUCCAGAGCCUCCAGAGACAGUCUGCUGGAACUCAGCCGCAACCACCGACACAGUCUGCAGGACAUGUCAGUCAUGGAGGAGGAGUUAGAAUUCCUCCUGGGAGAGCUCCACAUCAAGAUGAAGGGUCUGAUUGGUUUCGCUCGGCUCUGCCCUGGAGACCAGUACGAGGUGGUGGUGCGUUUGGGACGCCAGCGAUGGAGGAUCAGAGGGAGGAUCCAAUCAGACGACACGCAGUCCUGGGACGAAGAAGAGAUGGUCUUCCUCCCGCACAUACACCACCACUUUGAGAUCAAGGUGACGGAGGCGAAGGGUUUGGGUUGGCUGCUGGUUGGCAUGGUGACGUGUGCCAGCGCCGACUUCUUCGUGGCGAGGCCUCAGCUGAUGCUGGUGGACGUCACGGAGCUGGGAACCAUCAAACUACAGCUGGAGGUCACCUGGAAUCCGUUCGACAGCGCUGAGAGGAUGAGGCCGCUGUCCGUUAGCAGACAGUCGGUGUCCAGCAGGAAGAACUCCAUGUACAGCUGGACGGCUCCCAGUACUCCGUCCUUCACCGAGAAGUACUUCAUAUCGAUGAUGCGUGAGCUUCAGGACGGAGAAGGUUCUCUCCCGUCUCUGGUGUCUAGAAGUCGACCAAUCAGAGGAGGCGUGUCUCUGAUCAGCUACCUGUCCGACCCGUCACACGCCGCCGUCACACCUGACCACGGCGCUCAGAGAAGCUUCAGUCUCAGGAGGACUCACAGCUUCCCCUCCAGCCACAGUCAGGGAACCAGUCUGGGAGGAAGCCAGACUCAGCUGUCCCUCGGGGGGGAAGGAAUCCUGGACGCCUCCUCUGAGGAGAAGGAGAGGAGGAAGAGGAGGGAGGAGGAGGAGGAGGAGUGGGGGAGUGUGUUAGAUACUCCCUCUACAGCAGAGGAGAGUCAGACGGGUUCUCCACAGAGGCCCAGCACUCCGGACAUCCUCAGACAGAACACAUCUGGAGACCAGGAGCCGCUCUGUGUUCAGGACUCUCCAGACUGUCCGUCGUAUUCUGGACCCGCCUCCAUAAGCCCCUCCCCUCCCACGGCCGUGGCCCCGCCCACAGGGAGGCCGGGGGUGAGCGGCGUCCAGCGGCGGGCCCAGGCCGUCCGUCUGGGAGCCCUGAUGGUGGAGCUGGAGAAGACGUUACAGAACCAGAGCGGCUGUGAGACGGAGCUGAGAGGUCUGGACCACCAGGUCCUUCACCUGGCUACCAUCCUGAAGAACAACCUCUCUCUGCUGAGAAGCUCCUCCUCAGAGGAGACGCUCGCUGUGGAGGAAGUCCUGGGCAGCUUUGACUUCCUGUCACAUGACUUCAACGCAGACGACGACGACACUUCCUGUUUGGGCAGCCUGAGACUGAAAGACAGCGGCAUCAGCUCUUUGCAGCAGAGCGCCCUGAGGAGACUCGACCAAUCAGCUGCUGAGGAAGAGCUGGUCGUCACCCCGCUGACUUCUGGGAAUUGGGGUCUGGACCAGGCUCUUGAGACUCACCUGGAUACAUGUUGCAUCCUGCUGCAGAUGAUCAGAAGCACCGACUUCAGUCCAUCCAGGAGGAACCUGCUGCAGGACCUGAGCCUCCAGGCUGAAGUCCUGCAGAGGAUCAGCUGUGUGCUGCUGGAGAGGAACAGCAGCAUCUCUGCUGGAGACAUCCUCCCGGAGGCCCAGAGGACGAAGGAGGUGCUGCUGUUCUGGGAGGACUGUGUGACGGACAGCUGCUCUCCUUUCUGUUGCGUCUCCGGCAGUUUCUCCAGAACGUUAAAGAAACGUUACUCCCACAAGGUGAAGGCCAAGCAGCCGGGCCAGUCGGACAAAGUGUUUUCCCGCCUCCUGCAGCAGCUCCAGACGGUCUCCCGUUCGAUGCCCAGCCUUCGUCCGCUCUGCAGCCCAGACAGGGUGACCCUCUUCCAGCUGUGGGUGUAUCUGAAGCUGUGGAGCGUGGAGGAUCUGGGAGAACACGUCUCACGUCUCUCCAGAGAAGAGUACAUCCUGUCAGCCCUGAGGAGCCCCAAAAGGAGGCGUGCUCUAAACAAGCUGAGGGGGCGGGGCAUCGUGGAGCUCCUCCCCCUGGGAUUCACGCUGCAGACUCUGGCCGCCCUGCAGGUCGACUCCAACCUCAAAGUCUGCAAAGCUGCUGCUGGCUGUCUCUGCAGAGCUGCAGGCUGCAGGGCCUUCAGGGGCCAGGCCGUGGUUUACUACACAGAGAGUCUGAAGAGCACUGAUGUUCUGACCCAACAUGCCUCCUGUCUGGCUCUGAAAUGCCUCAGGGCCACAGAGAGCGUGGACCACAUAGCAGACUUGUGGAGAUCAGCUGAUGAAGAUCUUCGCGGCGCUGCCAGAGAAACCGUCCUCUCCUUCGGUAAGAAGGGCCACCUGGCCUUCCAGAGGAUGGACCAGCUGUUCACGGAGAUGCAGGAGGAGUUCUACCAGAACCAAGAGACCGAGAUCACCUUCCUCUAGGAGACCGGUCUGGACCUUCAAGAGGUCUUCCUCUGGAGGGGUCCACCAUGAAGAGUCUCAGUGAGAGACCUGAUAACGUUCAUGAGGAGUCCUACCUUCUGAUCUCCGUUUGAAGAGCUCCGUGGUGUCUUCAUGAAGAAACCAGAGAUACGAGGUCAGAGGUCAGAGGUCAGAGUUCUCCGGACGGAUCGAUCAUCUCUCACGUUUUUAACCCAAAGCUUUGAUCUGCUUCAUCGAAGUGACUUUAGUGGAAACGUGACGUUAUUUUGGUGAAUAUGUUGAGUUUUGGUAGAGAAGGAGGAGCUUAAAGCUAUAAACUAUUUCAUGCUUCUCCUGUUGGGACUUAUGUCAAAGGUCAACAUGGUUGUCUUAUUGUAAAGUGAAGGACACAUUAAUUAUUAUACAUCAUGUCAGAAGUGUGUGAUUAAGAGGCAUAAUGAUCAAUAAUAUAAUGAUCAAUAAUAUAAUGAUCAAUAAUAUAAGGUGAACAUUAAACCUCUAAUAACAGCUGAACACAGACCAGGUUCUAACAGAGAACGACUGAGAGGAGAGAGGAGAGAGGAGGGAGGAGAGAGGAGAGAGGAGGGAGGAGGCGUAACAGCAUUUAAUAACUCUGCUCCAUAAAUCUGUUGUUCAGAGUUUCCUGCUUAGCUUUGUUUGGCUGAAGACAGUGAGCUGUCAGUAGAGUUCUAAUUAUGAGCAUUGAUUUAAUUUAUUCAUCCUGAAGCAACACAGACGAAAUGAACCGCUGGAUAAAUAUAAAGCUUUACAACUCAACAUGAUUAAUGCAUGAAAGAGUUGAAGAUGUUUCAUGAACUCAAAAUUAUAAAAUCAUUACUUCAUACAUUCAAAUUAGCUGGAGUCCUGUUAUUUUCAUUUUCAAUGACUCUGUAAAAUAUUCUCUUGAUUGAUGGAUUAUUUGUUUUGUCUCUAAAAUGUCUAGUUUUGUUUCAGUUAACUCUGAUAUAAAAACAAUUAAGGAGCUGAAAGCUAUAAAUUCUUCACAUUUCUGCUUCUUAUCAUCUCCACCAGGAGUAAACCUGAGAGGAGGUGAUGUGUUCGGGCGUGUGAGUGACUCUGUGAGUCCGUGUGUCCGUCUCUCAUUUUGCAGCUGAUAUUAAUAUUAAGAGAGACAGAAACCAAGUGAAGGACUGUGAGUGUCUGAGUGACACAAACUAACACAAUAAAUAAAACAUAAACUAUAAAUGAUGUCGCAACGCAGCAGAGACUGUGGGCUGAAACAAAACGAGUGCACAUGAACUGGUUUAAUAAAUGUUUAGUUUCUUCUUAUGAUACAUCCUGCAUUAAAUCCUGUGUGUUGUAACCUUU
This is a messenger RNA of Anoplopoma fimbria (sablefish), 4588 nucleotides long. RefSeq names its product RIPOR family member 3 (gene ripor3). The transcript has 25 exons. NCBI's taxonomy places the organism in Eukaryota, Metazoa, Chordata, Actinopteri, Perciformes, Anoplopomatidae. The coding region runs from base 284 to 3259 and encodes 991 amino acids. The record is from RefSeq and is a predicted model, not a curated record.